ACCGCAGCCAUGGCCACCAGAAGCGGCCCACCGGCCGUGCUAGCGCUCCUGUGCGUGGCGGCGUUCUUGUCAGCUCCGACGAGCGCCGAAGAAGCGAGAGAGGAGGCUGGCGGUGAAGGCCGCGGCCACUUGCUAGUGCCGUUCCACCAGGCGAACACGGCGCUGCUGCACAGGGCAGCUGCCAUCACUGGGGUCGUCCCGGACUCUGCGGCCGUGGUGGCUGCCGCCUCUCUCCAGCAGCGACCACAGGCGCCGGACCAGGAGCAGCCGAAGCCAGCGCGCCCAGCCCAACUGAACGACGAGCCGCCCCAGCAGCAUGCUCAGGGUGGACAACCCGCAGCGAAGUUGGCAUCGCACGGUAACCAUCCAGAAUUCACAGGAGUCAUAUUCCGCAAUCAUAAUCACCAAGAACCGGUGGAAGAGCCAUUCCAGAAACAGCAAAUCCCAGUCAGCUCCGACUCAGCUGGGGCACUGCCUCACCAUACUGUGCCCAAUAGACUGUCGCCACACCAGACACCACAAAAAUCGUCUACACCAGAGGCGGCAUUCUUCCAACAGGCCCCACACCUGGCCGCCAUAGCAGUAGCCCCACCCCCACAUUUCCAACAGAGCUUACCAGAGACUGUGAAGGCUCCAUACCAUCAUGUCCAGCACCAACCUGCACAGACUGUACAAGCUGCACCUCCACCACAACACCCAAUGUCGGCGCAGCAGUCUGUUCCGCAACUCCAACAAAUUCUUGACCGCCAAACAGGAGCAGAGGUGGUACCUGGCAGAAGGACCCCAUAUCUCCCAUCUCCUGCAGCGGCAGCGCCCAAGCAACCUCUCCAUCGAGGGUCACCGGUAGGAGAAGAAGCGCCUUCCAGGCAGACUCCAUAUUUUACAUCACCAGCUGCUCUGGCUCCGAAGCGACCUGGUCAACGUGUUCCACAAGUAGUGGAGGCAGAAUCUUCAUUCCUGCCACGUCGAACAGCUGCAGCUCUCAAGGAGCACGCCCACCAUAAUCGUCCAGCGGCAGGGGCCGCUUCGUUCCACCACAUCCACCACAUAGUGCCUGUUGCCGCCACUCUCCCACUCCACCACUUUUCACACCACUCAGCGUAUGUGGGAGCAGCGCCACUUCAACAUGCCCAUCACUCUGCACCUGCAGUCGGAGCAGCAUCACAUCAUAAGGCCACUCACGCAUCGUCUGGAGCACACGGUGGAGGCGGCCACGGCGGGUCCGGCGCUGGUGGGAAGUCGAGCGGCGGAUCGUCUGGGAGCGGCGGCUCGUCACACCACCACAAGGAGUCAGGAGAGAAGGGUUCGUCAGGCAGCGAGAAGUCCCAGCAUUCGUCAGUCGUGGAGAAAGGGGGCGGCAGCAGCCACAGCGAAAGCGGCGGGCAUGCGUCGCACCACCACAAGCAGGACGGUGGCGCGCACGGCCACAAGUACAAGGGCGGUGGUCACAAGGGCAACAACGCCUUCUCCAAGGGAUACCGCGACAAGUACCACAAGGACGAGCACCACCACCUGGACGACUUCUGGAGCAACGGCCAGGAGAAAGGCGGCUACCACAAGUACGGAGAGCACGGCUCCCACUUCAGCGAGAAGGGCAAGAAGAAGGAGUCCGCCAAAAAGGCAACGAAGGGCGGCUCAGAGGGAACGCACGGGUCCGCCGGUAAGAGCGGCAAGGGCCACGCGACCAGCGACAAGAGCGGCCACGCCGCACACGGGGGGCGCUCCAGCUCACACGAGCACUCGUCGCAGUACUCCAAGAAGGGCGGCCACUCCUCGCACAAGAAGACGUCGGGGGGCAAGCAGUAGGCGGCGUCCUGAAGGGCAACAGUUGCGCCGACAAAGACUCGCUGUGGCGAGACUCGAGAAGGUUCAAGCAGGCGGUACCCAUGGCCCUAAGUGUAGUGUGGUGUUCUGCAGUCCACUGGCAACUGGAUGGGAAUGGGGAGUGGGGUCAGAGAACGGACUCACUGACGACUUAGUUUAAAAAAGUGGCGUCCCCAAGCCACCAAAACCUGUUGUAAUAUGUCUUUAUUUGGCGGCAUACAGUUUCCUACAGGUCACCUAAAAAUUAACGAAAAUCUGUAAGAAAUAGUACGUCGCGAAAUAAUUAAGGCGAACUAUUGUGUGUAUCAGAUACUCAUGGAUACCUUUACAUCACGUUAAUGGAGGGCUUCUUGGCGUCAAGCGCAUAAUUAUUGAGAUGCAGCAUCUAAAUUAAAGUUAAAAAUACAGUAUGCAUAAAGACAUUAAAAACAUAGUUAUAGAUGCAGAAAAAUACAACGUGAGUGCAUGUUAGUUAUAUAUGAUGGCAAAAUAAAAACUUGCCCGCAAAACUAUUUCAUGCACGUUAAGGUAGGCAACCCAACAUCAUCCACCCCUUGAGCAGACGUUGUCAGUUGGGUUGCCUAUCUUAAGGUGCGUGAAAUAGUUUUGCAGGCCAGUUUUAUUUUGCACACCCUCUACAUGCCCCUGUUGUCCUAUUCGCUUUUCUGUUAGUUACUACGUGUACAAUUUAAAAGCGCAUUGCACUGUUCCACAUACUGUCACACAGAAGUUGUAUGAUAAACUUACGACUGAGUCAGCCGAUGUUCGCUUUUAUGUGAGUGCAGCGAGACUGCUUACAAGUUACGAAAAUCGAUGGUAGCUUCAUUAGAGAUGCAUAAUUUACAAUAUCUGUGUCUUGCUUGUGGACAACGAAUAAAACUAACAAAACAGAGAAAGCCACAUUCGCCUUCCGACCUUCAGAUAUACAUGCUCCAGUGUGUCAAUUUAUGAUACGAUUUUGGUAAGAUGGUGUGUGGAAGAGUGCAAUGGAUGUUAACAUAUGCACUUAGUGACUAAUGGAAAAAUUUUAUAAUGCAAUGGACGCAUCCAUAAGUGACAGUCAUAAAAGCUUCAUUGUUAAAAUAUUCACUUUUUAUUCGUCAGCUACAACAAUCAUGAUGAUACUCGCAGAGACCAACGUCCCCUGUGCGUAAGCGAAAGGCAGCCUCCGAAGUAAUGUGGCUUUCAGAAGAUUGCACGGAGGGAUGUAACGUCAAACGGCCAGGGGCGCGAUGGCGGCAGUGACUUGACAAUACUACUGACCAUAGCAUCGGGCGGUGACCCAGAAUGCAAAUAACAGGCUGCCUGGUUGCACAGGGCAAGACACGCAGAAUCACGCUGUGGGCUCCGCGUGGACGAAACUGAUCAUAGCAGCAUUGUCUGCCCCCACACGCAAAGGUAGGCAGUAAGAAGUUCGCCCACAGAGUGACGCCUCGGCCUCGAACCGUAGUCGAUCAGCGCAGGAAGCCGGCAGGGUCAGAGGUAAGCCUAAAGGUGGCCCAUCAGUUGGUGGGUGGAAAGUUGACAACAUUUGCGUCAACGUGAAGAGUGGGGCCGCAACUACACGCGGAAGACUCUGGAGGUGCAGACUGGUUGAUCCUCGGUGACUGUCGCAAGUCCCCCCUUAGAGCUGGUGAAUGGCAGACUGCAAUCCUUCUCACUAGAUAUGAGGUGUACUUAUACAGGCUCGGAACGUCUCUAUUUCGUUAAAGAAUCAGUUUUCAUCACAAAAGCCACAACAAAGCCACAGACAGGUCACCCACACUACAGCGGUUCUGCCUUUCCGCUGUGACUGUGCUAUUUCGGCUCUGGUCGCUCUACUUGACUGUAGCAUACGGUAACUGUCUCGACGCCUCAGUACAUUAAGUGCGGUGUAGUAAUACAAAUGUGUAAUAUUUUAAUGUCUUUACGUAUACGUAUUUUUAACCUUGAUUUAGAUGCUGCAAUUGAUGAUAAAUAUGUACUUGUCGUCAAGGAACCUUCCUUUAACCUAAUGUAAUGGUAUCCCCGUAUAUCUGCUGAACAGAGUAGCUCAUCUUAAUUAUUCUGACGUGUACUAUUCCUUAUACAUUUCUGUUAAUAUGUGUGUGACUUGUCACUCGACCAGAGUUGUUUGUCGAUAAACAAACACAUAUUACAGUAACUUUUGAUAGUUUCGUGAUGCCAUUUUUUAAAUACAUUGAAACUGUGCGGCACUGUUUAUAAAAUGAUCUAGUUUAAGCUCUCGCUAUCUCACCCUAAUGCCGUUUAACCCGGUGGACCUUCAGUCACGAGAUAUCGUCUUCGAAAAGCGGAUGAAUGAAUUUACUAGCCCAUAAAUGGCAUCCGCUUUCGUGGUUGUGAACAGCCUGGCUUCUAUGGAAUCACGCUGGCAAGGUCGGGGUUGUGGAUUCUACACAAGUUGCGUAAAACCUGUUUUUUAAUUUUGUCACCGUUGAAAUACUUUGGUGUUUACCACAGAAAAGUAAGGGAAACGGACGCUGAAUUUGGAUUAGAUGCUGAUUUACGGCUGCAACAUUACCGACUGACAACCGAGAUUUCAGAACGUUAAUGAAAUAUGUUUCCCUCCUCAGUUUAUUAAAAAUUGACUGUAACUGUACAAUGUUCAUGGUGCAAGAGUGUUGUUGUCCUAUAAACAUUAAUAACAAACCUGUAAAUUGUAAAUCGUAUCACAAUAAAUAAAUUUAUAAGUGGCUACAACGUAAGUUACUAAAGAUGAAAGCAGUUGUUUUUAUCUCACUGUCUUCGAUUGGAUGCGGCAAUCAACUGUUACAAAAAGUGAAAUUACCACAAUAACAUAGAAAACUGAGAAAAAAUAUAACUCGCCACGCACUAGAAUCGAACCCACGCCCAAACAAGCAGUCAGUUACCGCGCUGUUUCGUAGGCAGAUGCGAUUUUAACGGUUGGUAAACCCAUCUCGUCCGCUUUUCGAAGGCGAUGUCUGCUGAAGAUUCGUCUACCAGGAUGAUCAGUUUCAGGGUGAGACACCUGACGCCUUAAACUACAUCACCAUUCAGUUCAUUCUCCGAUCAUGAUCCCCGAAUCCAUUCCUCCCUCCCCCCCCCCCCCCCCUCUUUUGAGACUCACUCGUGCGUCCCAUUCUCCUAGCUGCUAGUGGACGACUUCCUCUGUUCUAAGACAGUGUUACUGAAUCGUAAGAAAAAUAUACUGCAAAUUGUAGUGAUAUAUAAAAGUGAGAAAUCUGUGCUCACUAGCUGGAUGGACAAGAAAUAUAAUGUGGCUUAUGAAUACACACACCUGUAGGAGAGGACAUAGGGAAGUAUUUAGAGAACUUUUAAGCCCGAAGAGAAGUAGUCAACCAGAUUUACACCUCGCUAUAAAAGCCAAUAACGUAGUGACCAACUUAAACAGCUGCAGAAACCAUAGUUGUUAUAUUUGACUGUGGUAAUACACAUCUUGCAAAUGAUUUGAUGUUAUAUAUACAUUUCCACAGUGGAUAUACUCACCUGCUCUACAGCGUCCCAGUUUCUUCAUUUAUGCAUGUUUGUUAUGCACUACGAGUCCAGUAAUAGGUUUAACUUACUGUAAUACAUUUAUCCCUACGUUUUCUGCUCUCCUUUAUUUCCUCGCUUCCAAGGUAAAUUACUGCAGGAUGCCUUAUGCAAAUACAGCCAACCUGUCCCUUAUUCAUGUAAGAGGUUUUGAUAGACUUUCUUCCUUGACCAUUUUAAAAUCGUUAUUUGCCUUAUGAACAACGUACGUUUCUCCAGUUACCCAGGUUCACUUCUCCGCUUCUGUGGUAUCAUGAGUUCGCUACCUGUCUGUCGUAUUUUUCAACAAACAGUUAAACACCUGGGAAAGCUGACAAAGUAAGGACGGAAUAAAAAAUGCUUGUGCAUUAGAAUGGAGUGCACAUCAGUGCAAGCGAAAAAGUUACACUAAAUGAAUUCAGUCACAGAGAAAAAGACAAAAAUGCAAAAAUUUGUAAGUACACCAAAUAAAAAUAUAUAACUAACUCCGAAAUUGGAAAUAUUAAACAAGCGGCCUCUUAUAGUUAUCUUGUUGAAUGUUAGACAUUCCUUCCCAAUAUUUAAAGUACGAGAGUUGACACCAAAAUUUUGCGUUUUUGUGCCAUCGUUCAAACAGGGGGCGUGACCACAUCUAAAUCACGAGCUGACCUCUAACCUGCAUACAAACUAUAUUCUUCAAAAUCAAGGUAUCUGUACGUGUACGUCACUACACCUGCAGCGUAGUAGUUUCUCUCUUUAUGAAAAAAGAAUCCAUUCGUUAAAGGGCAAUGCCUCAAUUCGCGUCAUAGGCUGAAGUGAGAUACAAUACAGUUCCGGUUUAUUGGUUUGUUAAGGCUCGCAAUCGCUGUUAUACUCCCAGUGAUACUUAACACUCUGCUUUAUAUGGGGAUGGCAUUACAGAUGAGGGUCACCGAAUUGUGCUAACGUAUGGAUCAUACAAGCACCCUUGGAUACUACAUCCACCAGAUCGCUUCCUUUCAUUUUGACGUUCCCUAGUGCCCAAAAUGAAAACACCACCUUCCUGGACUUUGCUGGUGGAGAACCGGUUAGCAUACAACUGUGCUGGUUUCUUGGCGUUGUACAUGAAUGAGAUAUCUUAAAGCGUAUCCGUGAAGUCACAGGAGAUGAAUUUCACAGUUAAAAUAUCUCAUUUGUUCUACUCAAAAUGGUCUUCCUCUUAGAACCACUGGUGUCUUUCAAAUGAAUUUGCAUCUUAAUAAAAGCUGUAAAAAUUAUUUGAAGCCGUAUUUGGAAACACACCACCAGUUUUUGAGUGAAACUCUUUUGCACUCGAAAACUAUUUUAUCACAGAAUUGUAAUUUGUAAACUAAUACGCAGUAAUGCCAGACUUGGCAGAUGGGACCUGCAGUAGGUUUGAAGUUCCGUUGCCGAUGCAUUGCAAACCGACGUUAAAUAUGCUGAUAAACUGAAAGCAGACGACAAACAAGAAGUAAACUCAGUUGCAACGUGGGUACAUUCCCGAAAUAUUCUUUCAAUAUGAUCUCCAGUAAUGGAUCCAAAUCCUUUCAUUUACGUUUCAUUGCAGUCUAUUUAAAUUUCCCAACAGGUAUGUAAGUUGACUAAGGGCAAUGCUUCAAAACUUUGUGUACUUUCUCUCUAAUGAAUCAUACCUAAUCAGUGGCUUGUACAUGCACUUAGUAUUUAUUAUUGACGACAUUAGCCACAUGGACAAACGAUUUUGUGUCAUCCAUCCGAAACAUAGAGCUACCCUAUAUGCACCCAUCUAUCCAUAUAUCUAUCUGUCUGUCCACACAGCAAAACAUCCCUGUAAUGCACGAGUUGAAUCUUAGUGCUGGCUGGUACCUUUUCAACUUCCUGUUACGUUAGUUUCAGUCAUGCUGGGUACUACUACAUGAAAGUUAAUAUUCAUGUGUACACGUGGCAGUGAUAAAGCCGAGAAUUCUUACAGCUUUCAUGUAAUGUUCAAACGCAAAUACAUAUCGUAGUAGAAACCUAGUAUUAUAUUUUACUAUUACAAAUUUUAUAAUGUUACCUAAAAACUAUUGAUAUUCAUAUUUCUCAAUAGUGCAAGCUGGGAUAUGCAAUGGCUAUCAGAAAACCACUUCAUAGUUUCCUAUAUUAGGAAACGGAUGAGAAUCGCAAGCUACUAUAUUAUGUAUCUGCUAAUAGGAUCUGAGUUUAUUAGUACUCCAAUAUAAUUCCAAAGUAUGUAAUAUUUUGAAAAAACUGCACUAAUAUUCUGGGCUUACAAUGCUGAAUGGCGUUGUCCCAAACUGUGGUAUGUGUUCUCCCUAAUGAGUGUGUAUUCUGUGGUCCAGUUGUUUCUCCUUUUCAAAUGUGUACAGAUAUCCGACAUGAUAAGCUGAAAUAGCAGUAUUCUCAGCACUGCAACACACGUGAUAUUCUCUUUGUUUUCAUUUCCUUUGGUUUGACUGAAUUACUGACCACCUUGUGUAUUUUUCAUAAACAUAUCUGAUGUGCUUACAUUGGAACUCAAAAUAAAAUAUAUU
Schistocerca americana (American grasshopper) is the source of this 7808-nucleotide messenger RNA. RefSeq names its product keratin, type I cytoskeletal 9-like. The record is from RefSeq and is a predicted model, not a curated record. The coding region runs from base 10 to 1806 and encodes 598 amino acids. NCBI's taxonomy places the organism in Eukaryota, Metazoa, Arthropoda, Insecta, Orthoptera, Acrididae. The transcript has 5 exons.